AAUAUGGUAAUUUGAUUUGUAUAAAUUUACAAAAUUUCUGAAUAAGUUUUCAUAUCUCAGGUGAUCUCUGUGUUGAACAAAAAUUGAAUUACAAAGGCUCUGAUAAUUGAAUCUGAAAAGAAAAAUGGGGGACAAGAAUGAAAAUACUGACAAAGGACUGUUUUCUAGUCUUGCUGGAUAUGCUAUGGGCCAUCACCAUGGAGGCUAUGGGGCAUAUCCACCUCAAGGAUAUGGAUAUCCACCACAAGGGUACGGGUACCCGCCUUCUGGCUAUCCUCCUCACGGUGGAUACCCGCCAGCAGGAUAUCCUCCUCCACCUGCAUAUCCUCCACAUGGUGGAUAUCCUCCUGCAGGUUAUCCACCCGCCUACUAUCCGGGUCCAUCAGCCUCACAUCAUGGGCAUGGCGGACCUCAUAUAGGAGGGGGCAUGCUAGCUGGAGGUGCAGCAGCAGCAGUAGCUGCAUAUGGGGCUCACCAUCUCAUGCAUGGUCGUCCUCAUGGCCAUUAUGGCCAUUUUGGCCAUCAUGGCAAGUUUAAGCAUGGAAAAUUCAAGCACGGGAAGUUUGGCAAGCAUGGCAUGUUUGGCAUGGGGCACAAGAGAUGGAAGUGAUUCAUUGCCUAAAGUAACAAGAUUGCUGCUAUCGGUUCUUGCUUUUUACAUUUCUGUUGACGAUGAAUUUCUGGUGCAUUUUGGGUGUUUAUUUACUGAUAUUAGUAUGUUAUCAACACUCUCGAUAUGGUUUCGUGUAUAUAUUGUUUUCACUUUAAGUUGA
Molecule: messenger RNA, 773 nt
Organism: Solanum verrucosum
Lineage: Eukaryota; Viridiplantae; Streptophyta; Magnoliopsida; Solanales; Solanaceae
Product: glycine-rich protein A3
Exons: 3
Coding region: 125-610 (161 amino acids)
Source: RefSeq, a predicted model, not a curated record